AUGGAUGAGAAUUACAGUCUUCCUGAUAAUGUUGCAAUUAUUACCUUGCAGGCUAUAGAGGACCCUCAGUAUUCAGUGAUAGCAAAAGUUGAACUAAGAAAGGUGUUUGGAAAGAGAACCAUCAAGGAAUUAGCUAAGACUAACCUUUCUGCUAAUCAAAACAAGUCAGAGAUGAAAAAACUCAACUGGAGAGUAAUCGAGAACAAUAAAAGUGAUCCUAUCCCACUGAAAGGUGGUCCAGUUGACAGUCAAGCCCUUGUCGUGGAACUCGGACCCAUGGAGAUACGCACGUUCUUGCUAAAGUUCUAG
Messenger RNA from Miscanthus lutarioriparius, 309 nucleotides. The record is from the annotation of a GenBank genome assembly. NCBI's taxonomy places the organism in Eukaryota, Viridiplantae, Streptophyta, Magnoliopsida, Poales, Poaceae.